AUGGCCCGAGAGCGUCCAUUUCAAAAUUGCAAGUACGGAGAACUCCCCAUCCACAUCGCCUGCUUUGGGAGCUGUAGCCUCCAGCGCAUUCAGAAACUACUGAGGCUGAAUCCCAAAAGCAUCCGUGUGCCUACGGAGACUUCCUGGCUGCCGUUGCACGCCGUGGUGGCCAGUGGCCACUCCUUUGAGACUAUCAAGUUCCUCUACGAGGAAUAUCCAGAUGCCAUCCGCAUGCGUUCAAGGGGUGGCUAUCUGCCAUUUCACUCAGCGGUGGCCAAUGGCCACUCCUUUGAGACUAUCAAGUUCCUCUAUGAGGAAUAUCCAGAUGCCAUACGAGUACCGGUACUGAGCAAACAGGGUGGUUUCCCGAUUCACAUAUUGUCUCUAUCCGAGUGGAGCAAAGAUCCCAUUAUUCAGUUCCUGGUAAAGGCCGACCCGGCAGCCCUGAAAGAGAAAGAGCCAGAGAAGGGUAAUCUACCAAUCCAUCUUGCUUUGAAGGGACACACCUCUUAUGAAACAAUUCAGCUGAUGACCGACCUAUAUGAAAACAGCUUGAAGAUUGGAAAUGGGGAAGGAGACUUGCCACUUUACGUUGCAUUGAAUAACGGUCACUGCGCCAAGACGGUAGAAUGGUUGGUCCAAAAGACGCCGCAUUCAUGUGUAAAGCAGCUUCGUCUUGUCCUUUGUCUAUUUCCAAACAGGAUCAACAACGACAUCAAUUUCAGCAUUCUCUGUCUGUUGGCUCGCGAUUUCCCGUUUCUUGCUGAGAAUGAUUUGGGGCGAUAUGGAGAGCUAGGUCUACUAUUGCAUAUCGUUUGCAGAAACGUUGCAUCUGAGAGCCCAUCCAGCCAAUGGAAGGAUGCAUUGCAGUGA
Messenger RNA from Seminavis robusta, 873 nucleotides. The record is from the annotation of a GenBank genome assembly. NCBI's taxonomy places the organism in Eukaryota, Bacillariophyta, Bacillariophyceae, Naviculales, Naviculaceae.